Cladocopium goreaui is the source of this 1248-nucleotide messenger RNA. The record is from the annotation of a GenBank genome assembly. Lineage: Eukaryota; Dinophyceae; Suessiales; Symbiodiniaceae.
AUGAUCGGUAUUGCCAUGGCUCAGGUAGUUGUCCUUCUUAUACUCCUGGUCUGGUGGCUGGAGAUUCCUCGGUGCCAACAGUCGGAAUAUCAGGUGGUGGAAUUCUACAGUGGUGUUGGGAGGAUAGCUGAACUAGCCGCAAAGGUGGGUUUUGUAGCAGCAGCUGUUGAUAAAGACUAUGGGAUGGACUAUGCUAAGAAGAACACGAAGCGAAGCCCCAUGGAUAUCAACUCGAAUGCAGGGCUCAUACUGGCCAUUCACAUCCUGCUAUUUGGAGAAUGGGAACAGAUAUGUGCAUUCUAUGCAAUAGUGUGCAGCUCGUGGGUCCCUGUCAACCGUGGCAGCACUGGCCGGAGCAUCAUGACUCCUCUUGGAUGUGAAGACUAUCCCAAUGUACGGGCAUCCAACAAAAUGACUUCCAGGACAGUUAUCCUAAUUUGGAUCACUGUGCUCAUGGGUGGCACCUACUUCAUGGAGAACCCGCAGAACUCGCUGGUGGCGUUGCAUCCAAGAUACAUAUGGAUGCUGGGCCAGCUCCGUAAGAUCGAUGUUUUUACUUACAAGAUUGCAUUCUGGAUGCGAAAAUAUUCCUCACUUUCCUGGAAAAGAACAUGGGUUUGGAGCAGCACUCCACUGAUCCGUGCGCUCGACUUGGGACCUUUGACAGAACAGGAGCGAUUUACAUCCCGUCCAACAACUACUCGAUAUAAGGAUGCAAAGGGUAAGACCAGAUUCAAGGGCAAUACAAAUCUCAAGCGUAGCCAGCAAUACACCUACAAGUUCGCCGGGAAACUUAUCAGACUGGUUGGGGAAGUCCGGAAGCAGAAGGUUCACCUGCCAAUUGAGGUAUCUUCGGAUUCUAUCUUCAACCUUUUCGAGAAGAUGAAGUGGGAUCAGCAAUCUAUUGCAUGGGAACAAGAGGCUGAUUUACGGAAGGUUCUCCAGUACGCCCGGGGAAGUAAGCUCCUACGACUUUGGAUGGUGCGCCACCUUGAGUCUCGGGUGUUCUCCAGUGAGACUUUGGUGGCUGGAGUUGAUAUGGUUGAGAUGGGCGCUGGACUACCUAGCCCUCCUUCUGACACCUUUGAGUUGAUGCAGGAGCUAGCAUCGUUGGAGGCCAUGAAAGCCCAGAUGGAAGCUGAAGUCAAAGCUGACAUCGAUGAGCCUGUUGCUCAUGAAGAUCCCUAUGGCCGUGCAGGGCUUGCUGAGCAUACUGGGGCUACAGGGGAAGAGACGCAGGAGGAUUGA